GUCAGUGGAAAGUAUCAUUCAGGAUCCAAUCAUCCAGAAAGACACUUCUCAACUUAAGCAAAAUGAAAUUCGUAGUUUUGGCUCUUGCUCUCGUCGGCGCUGCUUCCGCUGGACUCAUCGCCCCAGCAGCCUACACCAGCUACUCUGCCCCAGUUGUAGCCGCUGGUCCAGUUGCUUAUUCAGCCCCUGCUAUUGCUGCUGCUCCACUUGCCUACUCUGCCCCAAUUGUUAAGCCAGUCGCCUAUGCUGCCCCAGCCGUUGCUGCUGCUCCAGUCGCCUACUCUGCCCCAGCUGUAGCUGCUGCUCCACUUGCUUACUCCGCUCCAGCUGUUGCUGCUCCAAUCGCCACUGGCUUCCAUGCCGGAUACGUCGCCCCAGCUGUCGACUACUGGAAGAAGAAGGCUGCACUUCUCAACUUAAGCAAAAUGAAAUUCGUAGUUUUGGCUCUUGCUUUCAUUGGCGCUGCCUCCGCUGGAUACGUCGCCCCAGCCUACACUGGAUACUCUGGCCCAAUUGUAGGUGCUGCGGUAGCUGCUACUCCAGUUACUUAUUCAGCUCCUGCCGUUUCUGCUGCUCCAGUUGCUUACUCUGCUCCAGUUGUUAAGCCAGUUGCCUACUCUGCCCCAGCUUUUGCUGCUGCUCCAGUCGCCUACUCUGCUCCAGUUGUUAAGCCAGUUGCCUAUGCUGCUCCAGCUGUCGCCGCUCCAAUUGCUACUGGCUUCCAUGCUGGGACCUGUUCAUCCCGAAAGACACUUCUCAACUUAAGCAAAAUGAAAUUCGUAGUUUUGGCUCUUGCUUUCAUUGGCGCUGUCUCCGCUGGAUACGUCGCCCCAGCCUACACUGGAUACUCUGGUCCAAUUGUAGGUGCUGCGGUAGCUGCUACUCCAGUUACUUAUUCAGCUCCUGCCGUUGCUGCUGCUCCAGUUGCUUACUCUGCUCCAGUUGUUAAGCCAGUUGCAUACUCUGCCCCAGCCAUUGCUGCUGCUCCAGUCGCCUACUCUGCUCCAGUAGUUAAGCCAGUUGCCUAUGCCGCUCCAGCUGUCGCUGCUCCAAUUGCUACUGGCUUCCAUGCUGGAUACGCCGCCCCAGCUGUUGCUGCUCCAAUUGCCACAGGCUUCCACGCAGGAUAUGUUGCCCCAGCUGUCGACUACUGGAAGAAGAAGGCUGCUGCUUAAGUUGUGAACUGUUUUCGAAGGACUGAUUUAAAGGCAAAAUAAACAACUUGAUUGACUGAA
This is a messenger RNA of Hermetia illucens (black soldier fly), 1235 nucleotides long. RefSeq names its product calphotin-like. Lineage: Eukaryota; Metazoa; Arthropoda; Insecta; Diptera; Stratiomyidae. Bases 63 to 1175 code for a protein of 370 amino acids. The transcript is spliced from 3 exons. The record is from RefSeq and is a predicted model, not a curated record.